Messenger RNA from Phialemonium atrogriseum, 1531 nucleotides. RefSeq lists its product as uncharacterized. The transcript has 2 exons. NCBI's taxonomy places the organism in Eukaryota, Fungi, Ascomycota, Sordariomycetes, Cephalothecales, Cephalothecaceae. The record is from RefSeq and is a predicted model, not a curated record. Bases 1 to 1230 code for a protein of 409 amino acids.
AUGGCACAGUUCCUGAUUUUCACAACGUCGGGGAGACAUUUUCUGAAGGUUGAACCGUUAGAGUUCUCAGAGAAAAUGCCCGACUCACUCGAUAUCCAGUUGCAGAACCACACCAAUUCCCACGAGGUCUACGCCUACGUCACCGGCAUCGCCAUCCAAAAGAAUGGCGCCCGAGUUCUCGUUAAGGCAAACGGCAAGGACCUCUACUACCCCGAGAGCCCAUCUGAGAUCCUGUCACCCCUAGCAGAGGACUGCGCCAUCCCCCUCGGGCCCCCCGGGAGCACCACGACAGUGCACAUCCCGCAGAUCGCGGGCGGGCGCAUAUGGUUCAGCUCCGACGCCAAGCUGACCUUCCUGCUGAACCCGGGCCCGGCCCUAGUUGAGCCAUCGGUCCUCAACCCGAGCGACCCCAACGCCGACGUGAACUUCGCCUUUGCCGAGUUCACCCUCAACGCCGACCAGCUCUUCGCAAACAUCAGCUACGUCGACUUCGUCUCGCGCCUGCCCAUCGCCCUGACCCUCGACCGCCACCAGGCCGGCGCCCCGGACUCCGUCCAGCACGUCUCGGGCAUGGGCCCCGACGGCCUGGACAGGGUGUGCGACGGCCUCCGCGCACAGGCCCGGAGGGACGGCAUGCCGUGGGAUAAGCUGAUCGUCCAGAAACCAGGCCAGGCGCCCUUACGAGCCCUGAGCCCGACGCACGGCGCGGCGGUGGGGGCUAGCUUCGACGGGUACUUUGAGCCGCUCGUCGAGGAGGUCUGGAGGAAAUUCAGCCGCGCCGGGCGAGGUGCGGAGAUGCGCAUCAACACCCAGGCCGCGCCGGGGACCCUGGCGGGAUCCGUCAGCGAGAAGGGCGAGCUGGUCGUCGGUGAUGAGACGUUUGCCAAGCCUACUACGGCGGAUAUCCUCGGGUGCAACACGGGCCCGUUCGUGACGGGGCCGUCGGCGGCGAGGAACGCGAUCAUCCCGCGCCUGGCGGCGGCGCUGGUGCGGGCUGCGCUGCCGGAGGUGGGGGAGCAUCCGUCGCACCCGUCGACGUUCUACGGUAGGGAUCCGGCGAACCACUAUGCGCGGAUUGUGCAUGAGGUGAAUUUGGAUGGGAAGGGGUAUGCGUUUGCGUAUGAUGAUGUGCAGCCUGAUGGUGGGGAGGAUCAGUCUGGGAAGGUCAAUGCUGGGGAUCCGAGGGUGUUUGUUGUUGCUGUGGGGGGCAAUGGGGCAUAUACUAGCUAGGAGGUAUCCUAUCUGGGGAACUAUCUGCCUCUAUUUAUCGGUGGAGGAAGCGGGUAGUGCCUCCCGUACGUACCGUGGCGGUGCUGCUACCCCGACGCAUAAGUUCGAUUUUGUAGUCGCUUCUUCAGGGCCAGUGUUGGCACGUGUAAUAUAUUCUUUUCCUUGCCCAAGGACAAUACCAUGGGCCAGUUCUGCCCCCACGAUGGAACAGAGGCGAGCCCCCAUGAUAAACCAAUGAACAGCUGCACGAAAGACCCCCACAAGGCGUGCAGCCUUACAAAACCGUUGAACGGGUGACGAA